Molecule: messenger RNA, 2799 nt
Organism: Colletotrichum orchidophilum
Lineage: Eukaryota; Fungi; Ascomycota; Sordariomycetes; Glomerellales; Glomerellaceae
Product: myb-like DNA-binding domain-containing protein
Exons: 4
Coding region: 1-2799 (932 amino acids)
Biological process (GO): telomere maintenance via telomere lengthening
Molecular function (GO): protein homodimerization activity; double-stranded telomeric DNA binding
Source: RefSeq, a predicted model, not a curated record
AUGCUCAUGGAGGGCAUUGAAGCUAUUGCCGAGUCGGCUCAGGCCGCCAAGCCUGAGGCGCACUCGCCGACAGUAGGACCAGAAAUGAAGCAGGAGUCCCCGACUGUCACGACCGAUCUGGGCGAGACCCCCCAGUUUCCACUGAAGCGACCCCGCGAUUCGAGCGCAGAUGGCCCCGAUGCCGAGUCCAAAAGACUAAAGGUUGACGAGGAUCAGCCCCACGAGCAGAACCCAGAGCAACCACUAGAGCAACACCACGAGGAGAACCACGACGAACAUGCGUCUCUCGAUCUCGGAUUUGACAUGGACGCCAUGAUUCAGGGUGUGAUGAUGGACAUCAGCAACGAGAUGAACAACGAAAUGGGCAAAGUAGACGGUUUGGACAGCGUCGCGGACGUAGAUAUGACGGCAGAUCACUUGGCGUCUGUGUCGCAAGACUCUGCCCCGUCAACUGACACACACGCCAUCGUUCUCUCUGAGCCUUCGGCUUUGAUGAGGCGCAUUACCACCUCCUGUUUGUCAAACUUUGCCAUGCAGCUCCUCGUUAUCAUGUCGCAGCAUGUCUACCAUGACGUGUACCAGCAGUUGCAAGACAGAGAAUCAGAUCUCUGCAAGUCCUUUAGCACACUAAAGUCCCUCCUCCGACAAACUCGAUCGAUCUACUCCACGACUGACCUUAUCUUGGACCCCGCGAUGCUGGACUUGACUGCACCGGAUAACUUAACCGAUAUCCAAGUCGCCAAUCUCGCCAGCUUCUGUUGCGAACUUUUCACAUUCGACAGCGAGCAUCAACUCAGCUCAAACGAGCUCUUGGCUCUAGAGGACAAAUUUUUCACCGUCUUCCCGCCUAGUGCCGAGGGCAUUUCGCACGACAUCUCCGAGCUCUUCCUCGCAGUCAAGACACAGCUAGUCAUCGAGUCCGUGACAUCAGCAAAUCAGUCAGGGCCUGUUGACCAGUCGAUUGCUGAGGCGUUCUCGUCUAGCUUGGAAGAUAGACUACGAGCGAGACAUGAGGGAUCUGAGCUGACCGCUGAAGAGAGAGCUCUGGUGACAUCUGUGGAGGAGCGCAAAACGUCUUUGAUUACUUAUGCAUCAGGCCUCCCAGAUACCGUUCUACUGAAAAUCGGCUAUCCGGAGGAAGACCUCUUUCACCAACUGAACGUGUACCUUCGGCAAAAGUUGCAGUCGCUCUCCGGACUGGCGUCAAGACACGGCAUCGAUCUUCCUCAGCUUAUCACGAACGGAGACCUAGACGCAUCGAUGCCACCUGAUCUCGACGACCUGGGAAUCUCAUCAUUACUGGAGGCUACAGACGGACUAGUUGCGCAGUAUCUCCCCAGUGAACCGGUUGAUGGAUUGCCCACCGAACAACCGCCAGUUCCGACGACUGAGAGCAGUGUUCCUCCUCCCGAACCCCCCGCGACUGCGCCCGAAGCUGCUCCCCCGGUGCCGGCCACAAACGGUACCACGACUGAAAGUCAAGACUCAACGAAUGACAUUCUCGCACUUGUAGCACAGAGCACACAGGAGUACGUUCGAACCACACUCAACAACCUGUCUCCAGCGCCCUACCAGCCAACCGUGCCCACACCGACGGGAGCCGCCCCGGUGACGCAGACGACAUAUCUCUCGCAUCUGCAACAAACCCAACAGCAAUCGCCAUACUACGGCUACCCUCCACCAGUAGAACAGCCACCACAACCUGCGACUCAUGAGAGCAACGAAAAGCUACCUCCUAGUCAGAGUUUACCCAGUGCCGUGCUCUACGAUAGAGCUCGCCAGGCUGCAUUGAGCAAAACCAACAACCAGCAAAGACGGGAAGGCACCACUUCGACAAGACGCCCAUGGACUCAAGAGGAGGAAAAGGCACUUAUGACUGGUCUUGACAUGGUCCAGGGGCCUCAUUGGAGCCAGAUCCUUUCUCUGUUUGGCGCAGAUGGCACUCUUUCCAACAUACUCAAAGACCGAACUCAAGUUCAGUUGAAGGACAAGGCCCGCAACUUGAAGCUCUUCUUCCUAAAGACAAAUUCGGAGAUGCCGUAUUAUCUGCAAGCUGUUACAGGCGAGCUCAAGACACGGGCACCCACACAAGCAGCCCGCAAGGAGGCUGAGGAGCGAGCUAGGAUGAAUUCGGAGGAGGAGCAAGCUCGGGUACAGGGUAUAAUGACACUCGCGGGCGGACUGCAGCAUCCUCAACAUCCUCACCACCCUCAACACGCCCAACACGCCCAGCAUCCUCAGCUGCCACAACAUUCACAACAUCCACAACACGCACCACACCUGCAGCAAAACAGGACAAGUGUGACACCAGCGACUGCGCCAAGCACGCCCUUACAGUCUGCAGCCCAGAUCUCGCAUCAUGUGGCCAGCCACGCUACGACACCAACACAUGCUGCUGCAUCGGGGCCACCCGCAACACCGGCCCAAGCUACGCAGAUACAUGCUCGAGUUCUGCCUGCCUCCUCACCGUAUGCCGCAACUGCUGCCCAGCUAUCCCAAACGCCCCACGGCCUGCCACAAACUCAACCACAGACGCCGACGCAUUCUCACAUCCAGCAUCACUCUCAUCCGGGAACGCCGCAGCCGCAGCACCAUUCUCAACAGCCGCAGCAUCAACCUCAUCAGCAGCAUGUUCAGCCGCAGGUCUCCCAAGCUGCUGAGACUGCGCCCAAUUACACAACUGAAUCAUCUGCAGCGGUCUACAGCCAGGAGAAUGAAGAUCUCAAGGAAGCAGCUCUUAUGCAAAGCCUCAGAGAGCUUGAAGCAUACAGCGAAAGCGCCAGCACUAGCGUGUCAUAG